UAUCAAUAAAAACCUAAUAAAACUGCCCUAGAGUAACAACGCGUUAGGUCACAAUGUAUCGCGCCCAUGGCAUCUCCAGCCUUCCUUGUCGGCCCCAACAACCCCAUUUCUCCUGCUCAAGUAGUCUAGAAUCACUAUUGCCAAUCAUAAAGGCUGCUCUCUCCAUGCAGUUCAAAAUCAAUAAGGACAGAGAAGCUCUGUUUGAGGAAUUAGUCCGCAGGGGAGAAGACUCUCUAGCAGCCGCAGGAGCAGGAGCAGGCCAAGAUAAGAUAAAGGUUAGAGGCAAGCUCCUCAGCAGCAAAGGGAGCUCAUCACUAAGUAUAUUAGAUAAAGUAUCAGGCUCAGGACAACAGACAGGAACCACAGAAACAACUUCUCACUGUGCUAGAGCAGGAGGAGCAGAUUUUUUAGCGCUAGGAUACACAGGCUCCUUAGGCUUCUCCGACAGGCCUUGCGCCCUCGCCCGCGGCUGCUCUGGCCCUCUAAUUUGGGCCCAUCGUCGUCCUGUUACUCCAAAAAAGCGCCAAGAACAGAAGAAUUUGUUAAUAUAUCCAGAAUUCUGGAAAAAAAGAUCCGAGGAACGCCAAGAAAUGCCCCGAUUUUUGCAUACAAUAGAGGCACAACCAAGUCGGCGGAAAGUUGAAAAGGUCAUCGUGCUUUACCGAAUAUCUCAUGUUGCCAACAUGUCUCCUACCAGCACUCCAACCAUUAAUUCGAAUCCAAGGCAGCACUGCUACCAGCGAUGCAAGAGGAACCUGGAUUUUACCUCUCAUGAUAAUUGCUUACCGGUGGCAAUGACCUUGACUCCUAUGAUCGAAGACACGGAACUCGAUAUGCUUAGCGACUAUAAACGGUCCCUAGCUUUUUGUUGGUACGACCUGCAGCUCAAUGACCUAAAGGAUCUAUUAUCGCACACACUUACCCCCAUCCCCCAAUCUAUUCAAUUUCUAACUCUCAAAUUGGCCAAUGCUCUGCUACGGCGUCCCCCACUCACGCUCUCCCGCCACCACAAUGUACCCCAUGAUAUCAUUCCAGUCAAGCGUCAGACCGAGUACUGGUUCGCUUCAUUUUCGCCAGCUUCCGAGAAACACCUUUUCAGCCAAAUUUCUAAUGGAUGA
Molecule: messenger RNA, 1118 nt
Organism: Lindgomyces ingoldianus
Lineage: Eukaryota; Fungi; Ascomycota; Dothideomycetes; Pleosporales; Lindgomycetaceae
Exons: 14
Coding region: 54-1118 (354 amino acids)
Source: RefSeq, a predicted model, not a curated record